Messenger RNA from Saimiri boliviensis boliviensis (Bolivian squirrel monkey), 1468 nucleotides. It is a transcript of the gene NAPG, whose product is annotated as NSF attachment protein gamma. Lineage: Eukaryota; Metazoa; Chordata; Mammalia; Primates; Cebidae. Gene Ontology annotation, cellular component: vacuolar membrane; SNARE complex. Gene Ontology annotation, biological process: intracellular protein transport. Gene Ontology annotation, molecular function: syntaxin binding; soluble NSF attachment protein activity. The record is from RefSeq and is a predicted model, not a curated record.
AGGUGCCCUGGGCGGGGCCUGCCUGGACGCCCCGCGCCUGCGUGAUGUCUCUUGGCAGGGCGCAACGGCCGGCUCCCAGCCCUGCUUCGCCGCAGCGGCGUGAGCCCUCCGGCCCUCCGUAGCCGCUCGGCCGUUGCGCCGCACCAGCUUCCUACUCGGCGUUCCCACGCCUAUUCGGGUGGCUUCUCGGCGCCCGAGGAAGAGGCAGGCUCACCCUUUCUCCACGUCAGAGACCUGACUGUGGCGAUGGCGGCUCAGAAGAUAAACGAAGGGCUGGAGCACCUCGCCAAAGCAGAGAAAUACCUGAAAACUGGUUUUUUGAAAUGGAAGCCAGAUUAUGACAGUGCCGCUUCUGAAUAUGGAAAAGCAGCUGUUGCUUUUAAAAAUGCCAAACAGUUUGAGCAAGCAAAAGAUGCCUGCCUGAGGGAAGCUGUUGCCCAUGAAAAUAAUAGGGCUCUUUUUCAUGCUGCCAAAGCUUAUGAGCAAGCUGGAAUGAUGUUGAAGGAGAUGCAGAAACUACCAGAAGCUGUUCAGCUAAUUGAGAAAGCCAGCAUGAUGUAUCUAGAAAAUGGCACCCCAGAUACAGCAGCCAUGGCUUUGGAGCGAGCUGGAAAGCUUAUAGAAAAUGUUGAUCCAGAAAAGGCUGUGCAGUUAUAUCAACAGACAGCUAAUGUGUUUGAAAAUGAGGAACGCUUACGACAGGCAGUUGAAUUAUUAGGAAAAGCCUCCAGACUACUAGUACGAGGACGUAGGUUUGAUGAGGCGGCACUCUCUAUUCAGAAAGAAAAAAAUAUUUAUAAGGAAAUUGAGAAUUACCCAACUUGUUAUAAGAAAACAAUUGCUCAAGUCUUAGUUCAUCUACACAGAAAUGACUAUGUAGCUGCAGAAAGAUGUGUCCGGGAGAGCUAUAGCAUCCCAGGGUUCAAUGGCAGUGAAGACUGUGCUGCGCUGGAACAGCUUCUUGAAGGUUAUGACCAGCAAGACCAAGAUCAAGUGUCAGAUGUCUGCAACUCACCACUUUUCAAAUACAUGGACAAUGAUUAUGCUAAGCUGGGCCUGAGUUUGGUGGUUCCAGGAGGGGGAAUCAAGAAGAAAUCACCUGCGACACCACAGGCCAAGCCUGAUGGCGUCACUGCCACAGCUGCUGAUGAAGAGGAAGACGAAUACUCAGGCGGACUAUGCUAGUAUUUUGCUUGCUGAAAAGAAAAGGAAAACAAAGGGAAAAUCCUGACAUGCCAUUUCAAGGACUUGGGUCUAGGUUAGGGAUAUCUGUACUUCAUUACAGUCGUGAUUUUGGUUACUAAUAAAAACUAGUUUUUAGUUACCAUCUUCCCAAAUCAGUCAUAUCCUUCAUCUGUGAAACAUAUCUUUUUCUUUCCAUAAGAGCUUUCUUAAGACACCAGCAGGAAUUAACGGAAAAUCUACUGUCAUGUUUUAAUACAGUUGAUUAAAAAACUUACAAGCCAAA